Molecule: messenger RNA, 1125 nt
Organism: Aplosporella prunicola CBS 121167
Lineage: Eukaryota; Fungi; Ascomycota; Dothideomycetes; Botryosphaeriales; Aplosporellaceae
Exons: 4
Coding region: 1-1125 (374 amino acids)
Molecular function (GO): dioxygenase activity
Source: RefSeq, a predicted model, not a curated record
AUGCCUGGCGCAAUCCUCUCACCCUACAAGCAGGUCCCGGAGACCAAGCAUGAUCUUGAUUGGGCCGAGCUCGUUACUCUCGACCUGAGUGAAUUCGACAGGCCUGGGGGAAAGGAAAGCCUCGCAAAACAGCUUGACCAUGCUGCGCAGCAUGUUGGUUUCUUUUACGUGAAAAACUUCGGUAUCUCGCAAGAGGAGGUUGACCGACAAUUUGCGCUUGGCCGUGAAUUCUACGAUCUGCCGCUGGAGGAGAAGUUGAAGUACCACAACAUCAAGGAUCUUGAGGGCGGGGAGUACAACGGCUACAGACCGGCAGGCUUGAGACAGCUUACGGAGAACGUUCGCGACAACAUCCAGGUUUAUAACCUGCCCAAGUUCGACGGUCACCAUCCCCGGGAACACCCUCCAGUCCUGAGAGAUCACAUCAAAGAAAUUGAGGCCUUCAGUCGCAAGUGCCACGAGCUGGUCGUUAACAAGUUGCUGCGCCUUUUUGCAAUCAUCCUGGAACUUCCAGAUGAAGAGCAGCUAGUCAAGCAGCAUGUUUAUGACGACAAGGGCGAGGAUCAUCUGCGGUACAUGCACUACGCCGCACGCAGCCCCGAGGAAAACAAGAAGGUUGGAGAGCUUUACGCACCAGGUCAUACGGACCUCGGAAGUAUAACCCUACUCUUCCGUCAGCCAGUCGCGGCGUUGCAGAUUCUGAAUUCGAAGAACGAAUGGAAGUGGGUCAAGCCGCAGGAUGAGACCAUCACCAUCAACAUUUGCGACGCUUUGUCCGCCAUAACUGGCGGCUAUUUCAAAUCCAGCAUUCACCGUGUGCGUACGCCGCCGGCCGACCAGGCACACAUCGACCGUCUGGGAGUUCUGUAUUUUGCACGACCGAACAACCAUGUUGUCCUCGACCCAAUCGAGAACAGCCCGCUGUUGAAUCGUCUGGAUUUGAAAUCCAACCCAUUCACGGAGCUGGGUAAGCACUUGACCACCGAAGAGUGGGUGAAGGUCCGCCAGACGCAGCAACAGCGGCGUAACAAAGCGCCGCCAAAGAUCAGUGAGGACGGAAAAUAUGAGUACGAGAAGAAGGACCUGGAAAUCAUCCCUGGUCUUCACGCGCAAAUUCACAACUAG